Cricetulus griseus (Chinese hamster) is the source of this 2840-nucleotide messenger RNA. NCBI's taxonomy places the organism in Eukaryota, Metazoa, Chordata, Mammalia, Rodentia, Cricetidae. The record is from RefSeq and is a predicted model, not a curated record.
AUGGGGACAGCAAGGUUGCCAGGGCGACCGCCUCCCGCGGGCCCGCCAUCCAUCACAGCAGUGGCGCCCGUGGGGUGGGGAGGGCUUUGGCUGGCUGAGAACUCACUAUGUGGCCCAGCUGCUGCCUUCCGGGGUCCUGGGUGCCUUGGCUGCAAAGAGGAGCCUCUCACCUCUGCCCUCUUCCUAGAAUGGAGGAGGAGGAGGGAGUGUGGGGUGGCCUCUGGUGCACAGUGUGUAGCAUUCUGCCUUGGAGAAAACUCACCAAAGGAUCUGGGUAGACGCGACCGCACCUCAGCGAUUGGAAUAGAGGUCCUGGCGACAGACACUGCGUCCCAGCAGGAGCGUCUUCAGGCCAUUGCAGAGAAGCGUCGGAAGCAAGCCGAGAUUGAGGGCAAGCGGAGACAACUGGAAGAUGACAGGAGACAGCUGCAGUACCUGAAGUCCAAGGCACUUCGGGAACGCUGGCUGCUGGAGGGGACACCGUCCUCAGCCUCUGAGGGCAAUGAGGACAUGAGGAAGCAGAUGCAGGAGGAUGAACAGAAGGUCCGGGUCCUGGAGGAGUCCAUCACCAGGCUCGAGAAAGAAAUUGAUGUCCUGGAGUUUGGAGAAUCAGCCCCAGCCGCCCCAAAAGAGAACUCUGCAGUCCCUAGCCCGGUCCAGCCCCUGUGUGCAAGCCCAGCCAAGGAAGAACAGAAGUCAGAUGUCAUGGUGAACUCUCAGCAGACACCACAGGGCACCCCGAAAGAGAAUCGCAUGUCCUCCACGCCGGUGCGGACUCCGGGAGGAUCCACCAUGAUGAAGGCAGCCAUGUACUCGGUGGAGAUCACGGUGGAGAAGGACAAGGUGACCGGGGAGACCAGGGUGCUGUCCAGCACCACACUGCUCCCCCGGGAUCCACUCCCUCAGGGCGUGAAAGUCUACGAGGACGAAACAAAAGUAGUCCAUGCUGUGGACGGCAUUGCUGAGAAUGGAAUCCAGCCACUAAGCUCCUCCGAGGUGGACGAACUCAUUCACAAGGCCGAUGAGGUCACACUGAGCGAGGUGGGGCCCACAGCUGGGCCACCAGAGCCUCGGGGACUCGCAGAGGAUUCCAGCAGGAGCACACCGUCAAGGAGGGAGAUCACAGGAGUUGAAGCUCAGCCAGGAGAGGCCACCUCAGGCCCACCGGGCAUCCAGCCUGGUCAGGAGCCCCCGGUAACCAUGGUCUUCAUGGGCUAUCAGAAUGUGGAAGAUGAAGCAGAAACCAAGAAGGUACUGGGCCUGCAGGACACCAUCAAGGCUGAACUGGUGGUGAUCGAAGAUGCAGCCACGCCCAGGGAGCCGGCACCACUCAAUGGCAGCGCGGCUGAGCUCCCAGACACCAAGGAAGAGAACCAGACGGGGCUCUCGGCCACCCCCAGCGAUGCCCAGGAUCUUGACAUGAAGAAGCCUCGCUGUAGAUGCUGUUCUGUCAUGUGAGCCGUCGGGGCGCCCCAGUCCCCGGUCCCGUCCUUCGCUCCACACUCCACCCAGCAGCCCGGCCCUCCCCGGCGCCUGCCCACCCUCACCCUCCGCCUCACGGGCCCCAGACACCUGUGUGUGUGUGGUCCCUGUGCACCUCGAGUCACGGGUGGGGGGUGCUCUGCCCGUCACCACACUCCACACUCACCCCGAACCUCUGAGCCGUGUGUCUUCCCUUGGUGAGAGACAGGCCGACCCACCUCAGAUCCCCUAAGGUUGGGGACUCCCAACUCCAAGUCACUGCAGGUUUACACAGACGGCUCAUGCCCACCAUGGUCUCAACCUGGUGUCCCCUUGUUGCCCCAGGCCAGCCUGUCUGUGCCUUAUUGCUACUUUGGGGAGUCUCUGAGGGGACCAAAUGAGAGGGUCUCCCUGGCCAAUGCGCCAGCAGCCUGGUGUGGGCAGGUGGGGUGAGGCCACACUUCUUUGGAGAUCCCGAAGUCUCAAAGUCCUAGGGUGGAGGACAGGCACCUGUGGAUUCCCCCAGUAAGUAGGGGUAGCUCAAAAUAGGGGUAACCCUUAACUGGGGAUGGAUACAUCACCCCCAAGAUGGGGCCAUUGUUGGCAAGGCCCCAAAUCAGCCACUCCCUGUCUGGGUCCCCCCUACCAUGCACACACUGGGCCCUUCUUCCUGGUGCUAAUUUAGGGACCCUUGGAGUCACCUUUACCCUCUUCUCUAGUUGGCUUGGACCAGGGUCCUGGGUUUCCCACAUACCCCAUACCCUAGAAGGCAGGGGUACGGCUGCCAGCGCUGCAGAGCCUAGCAUUUCCAGGCAGGUCUAGGUUGCCCCACACACACCUUGGGUGGGAGUAAGGGAAUCCCCCAUUUGCCGCCUGGCUGGACAGGCGCCAUGGCAGGGGGUCACCCACCUGUGGGCAGGCAGCAGCAGCCACUUUGGUUCUGGACGCGCUGCCCUGCAUUAUAGACGCUGGCUCAACACUCUCCACCUUCACUAGCUUCGGAGGACCACACCCGGUCCAGGUCCCUUUCCUUGGGACUCCAGCCUGGUGUGUAGAGUACAGGACCACCCGUGGGGCCCUGUCACUACCCGAAGCUGCAGUGGGGCACGCAGAAGCCACAGGGUCUGUGUCCUGUCCUUCCUGUGGCCUGGAGGAGAGGCACUGUUCCCUGAGGGGUGACUUGUGGCCAUGGUCAUGGCACCCCUUCCUCUUCCUCCUCUGAGUCUGCCUGAGUCCCUGGAGCCCUGAGCCUCGGCUGAAGUGCCCUUGCUGCCCCCUUCUGCUUUUGACGUGUGACGAGGCCCUGCCCCUUCACUCCCGUGUUCUUGACUUUCCCAGAGAAACAAAUUAAAAAAACAAAAAUGUGCAAGUGUUCAGAG